GUUGGAGGGACUGAGAUUGUCCCUCAGUGGAUGCUGAAGGUUACCGCGUGCGUAAAGCGCGCGCUCAGAUGCUGCGCGUUGCUCACACUCCGCUUUGACUCAAACGGAUAUGGGUUGCUCCUGCUAAGUGUAGUUUAACACCUCCACAAAACCAGGAAAAGCAUAUUUACAUCAUGUUCAGGUUCUUUUAAUCGCCAAAAUGAAAUUUCCUCGUGGAAGUAGUCGUGUUUGCCGGUUUACAGAGGUUGUUUCCAGCCGUGGAGCUGUAAUUGAGACAGAAGAGGAAUACAGUUACAGUCGCUCGGAUGGACAAGUGUAUCCGAUGGAGAAAAGUGGAUUUAAAAUCUAAGAAACGGGAUACUUCCGCUCUUUGGAUGAAAGUUGCGGUUUUGAAGAGUCUCGGCUUGGCUUCAACCAUCUGAUGGAAGUCUUAACGGAGUAUGCCUAUAAUGAAAGCUUCUUUGAAAAUGGAUCCCGGGGCUUCAAUGGCACGGAACAAGGGGGGCGGCACCAGUACAAUUAUUACGCCAUGCUUCUCACGCUGCUCAUUUUCGUCAUUGUCUUCGGCAACGUGCUUGUGUGUAUGGCCGUCUCGAGGGAGAAAGCCCUGCAGACCACUACCAACUACCUGAUAGUCAGCCUGGCUGUGGCUGAUCUGCUAGUUGCCACACUUGUAAUGCCAUGGGUGGUUUACCUUGAGGUGGUGGGAGAGUGGCGGUUCAGCACAAUCCAUUGUGACAUCUUUGUCACCCUGGACGUGAUGAUGUGUACAGCGAGCAUACUCAAUCUAUGUGCCAUCAGUAUCGACAGGUACACAGCUGUAGCCAUGCCUAUGUUGUACAACACACGCUACAGCUCCAAGAGGAGGGUCACAGUCAUGAUUUCUGUCGUCUGGAUUCUGUCUUUUGCAAUAUCAUGUCCACUGCUGUUUGGACUCAAUAAUACUGUCACUCAUGACGAUGCUCUGUGUGUGAUCGCAAACCCUGCCUUUGUAGUGUACUCCUCUAUUGUAUCCUUCUACGUUCCCUUCAUCAUAACACUGCUAGUAUACGUGCAGAUCUACGUGGUACUGCGAAAGAGACGGAAACGUGUCAACACCAAACGCACAUGCCCAGUUACGGACAUGGAUAUGAGCUCGACAUUAAAGAAAUGCACCCACCCUGAUGAUGUGAAACUCUGCACUGUGAUCGUCAAGUCCAGUGGGAAUUUUCCUGUGAACAACAAAAACGUGAUCUUCAUAAAGGAGGUGGUAAACAAUGGCGAUGACAUCCAAAUGGAUGAAAUAACAAACUUAAACCCUCAGAGACAGAGGAAGCAGGAUCAGUCUGGUACAAGUCAACAACACAGCAGGCUGGUUAACUCUAAUCUAAGAGAGACUGACAUAUCAUCCCCAUUGCCUGAAGCUGGUGUCAAACCUGAGAGAAAUGGCAACACCAGCAAUAUCACAAAAGGGGCCAAAGCAUUUGAGAUCCAGGUCUCCCCCACCGGCAAAACACAGACAUCGGUCAAGACUCUUAACAAACGCAAAAUCUCCCAGCAGAAGGAGAAGAAGGCUACUCAAAUGUUAGCUAUUGUCCUUGGUGUGUUUAUCAUCUGCUGGCUGCCGUUCUUCAUCACGCACAUUGUGAACACUUACUGCCAAGUCCCUCCUGAACUCUACACUGCCUUUACGUGGCUGGGCUACGUGAACAGUGCCGUAAAUCCCAUCAUAUACACCACUUUCAACAUUGAGUUUCGCAAAGCUUUCAUUAAGAUUUUACACUGUUGAAAGAGAAUUCACUUCACUGGAGCAGAAGGGAUAGAAAUGAUACCUCGUCUGCAGUGGACACACUGUAAAACUUCAAAUAAAGAUUUUAAAUUGGAUCCCAUGUGGACUAUGGCCUGGGGGCUACAUCUCUUGCAUUUCACGGAGAUUAUAACUAAAGGAAUGUAUAUAAAUUGUCUGUAUUGUAAAAAUUAUUUUGUUCCAAGAUCAUAUCGCCCAGAAAAGAAAAGAAAAACACAUAUAAAAUCCCUGGGGGAGAUGGGGCUUAAAGCAGUAUUUUCAGCACAAACAAAAACGCUUGUUUGGAAUUGCUUCAAGCAAUGCCUUUGCUUAUCUGUUUGUCAGUAUUAUUAUUAUUUUGAUUAUUUGCUCAAAACCUAAAUGUAACUAGGUGGAAACAGCGUUUUAAAUCAUAGUAGUACAUACUGUGAUACAAACAGAUGCUUUGUAGUAACCAAUAGGCCAUGCAUUGCAUGGAGGUUGUAAUUAUUUGCUGGAAAGCUUAUUUAUGCCAGUCAUGUCUGCAAUGUUAUGUCCCACAUUUAUAAUGUUUGUUAGAUGUUCUCUCAGAAAACUAACAGCAGGCAGAAAUCUUAAAUAAUACAUUCAGCAAAUCUGUAAUCAACUGUAAUACCAAUAUCAAAGCAUUUGUGCCACGUCUACAGCAAAGUGGAUUUAACAUAAAAAAGCAGAGAAAACAAAUACAAUCUCACUAAAAUGCUGUGAUUUUCAAACCAAAAAAAAUCUUGACCGCCAUUUGUCAGCCUUUCUGGUGGAAGCAUUAACCAUUUCAGCUCUUUGUUUAGGCCUUGAGGAGUAAAAGAUAAUACUGAUGGAGUGAAAGGGGAGGAUAAGAACGAACUGCAUGCAGUCCCUGAGGUUUGGAUUGUGUGAAUGGACGACAGCAUCAGCCAAGCGUGCAAAAACGUGUCAGCAAAAUGAGUGUAAAUUUAAAUUUUGCUUUUUUACUAUUUAUUAUGUUUAUAUAUGUAGCUUUUCAUGCUUUAUAUGACACACUUUGAAUGUGAUGGACCUGCCGUUGCAUUGUAAUGCAUGUUCUCAUAAGAUGUAUGUUGCACAGUGAUAUAAGCUUAUGAAUAAAGUAAUUGUG
This is a messenger RNA of Onychostoma macrolepis, 2876 nucleotides long. RefSeq names its product dopamine receptor D2a (gene drd2a). The transcript has 8 exons. Gene Ontology annotation, cellular component: presynaptic membrane; glutamatergic synapse. The coding region runs from base 422 to 1768 and encodes 448 amino acids. Gene Ontology annotation, biological process: adenylate cyclase-inhibiting dopamine receptor signaling pathway; adenylate cyclase-activating adrenergic receptor signaling pathway. The record is from RefSeq and is a predicted model, not a curated record. Gene Ontology annotation, molecular function: dopamine neurotransmitter receptor activity, coupled via Gi/Go; G protein-coupled receptor activity. Lineage: Eukaryota; Metazoa; Chordata; Actinopteri; Cypriniformes; Cyprinidae.